Coffea eugenioides is the source of this 1722-nucleotide messenger RNA. RefSeq lists its product as uncharacterized. Bases 1 to 1722 code for a protein of 573 amino acids. The record is from RefSeq and is a predicted model, not a curated record. NCBI's taxonomy places the organism in Eukaryota, Viridiplantae, Streptophyta, Magnoliopsida, Gentianales, Rubiaceae. The transcript has a single exon.
AUGGGUGUUUGUGUGACAAAAAUGGAAGCAUAUGAUCAUUUGAAAGUGGUAGGAUUUAUCAAGGGUUAUAAUAAUUGGAUAGCACAUGGAGAACUUUCAAACUACAAUGAAGCCACAUCUAAUUCUGAAAAUACAUCAAUUGGGGUUUCAAAUGGGACUAAUGACAUGCAAGACUUGGUCCAUGAUGUAUUUGGGAUACCACAUGGAACAAAUGAAUUGAAUAGAGAAGGGGACAUUCCUGUUUUAGAGGCUGAAAAAUUUUACAAAUUGAUUGAUGAUUCUCAACAGGAUUUGUACAGUGGUUGCAAAAAUUUCUCGAAAUUGUCUUUCAUUAUUCGUUUGCUUCACCUAAAAUGCCUGGGUAAGAUGAGUAACAAGAUUUUUAAUAUGCUUGUUGAGCUGUUGAGAGAAGCAUUUCCGGAGGCCAUGACUAAUUUGCCGUCUUCUUACUAUGAGGCUGAGAAAUUGAUGAAUACAUUGGGGCUGGGUUAUGAAAAGAUCGAUGCAUGUCCUAAUGAUUGUUCUCUUUAUUGGGGUAGUGCUGAAAAAAGAACUUCAUGCGAAACAUGUAACGAGCUUAGGUGGGUUGCUUCAGAAAAUGAUCCAACUGGGGAAAAAAGGAAAAUUCCUCAAAAAGUGUUGUGGCAUUUUCCCUUAAAACCUAGAUUACAAAGACUAUUUAUGUCUUCUAAAAUUGCAUCUCAAAUGAGAUGGCAUGAGGAAAAACGUACAAAAGAUGGUUGUAUGAGACAUCCAGCUGAUUCUCCAGCUUGGCAAACUUUUGACCAUCUACAUCCAGAAUUUGCUAAGGAUUGUCGAAAUGUUAGAUUGGGGUUGGCAUCUGACGGGUUUAAUCCAUUCAACAACAUGAGUUCUACACACAGUACUUGGCCUGUAGUUUUAAUACCAUAUAACUUACCUCCGUGGAUGUGUAUGAAGCAACCGUACUUCAUGUUGUCCUUGUUAAUACCCGGACCAUCCUCUCCUGGGAAUAAUAUUGAUGUUUAUCUACAGCCUCUAGUUAAAGAAUUGACCGAAUUGUGGGAUUUUGGCAUUCAAACUUAUGAUGCAUCCCAAAAAGAAAAUUUUCAAUUGCAUGCAGCUCUGUUGUGGACCAUUAGUGAUUUCCCUGGAUAUGCAAUGUUAUCUGGCUGGAGCACUAAAGGUGAAUAUGCUUGUCCUGUUUGUCACAAGUUCACUCAUGCACGACGGUUGACUCAUAGUUUCAAAUAUUGCUAUAUGGGUCAUCGGAGAUUCUUAGAUAGUAAGCAUAAAUUUAGAAAGCAAGCCCAAUUCUUUGAUGGCACCGAAGAACAUGGAAAGCGACCACCUUUGCAAACCGGGGAUAUGAUUGUGAGUGAAUUGGGAGACUUGCAAAUUAAAUUUGGAAAACUUGUGAAAGGUAAUCCGAAGCUGCCUUUCAAUUGGAAAAAGAGGAGUAUUUUCUUUGACUUGCCAUAUUGGAAAGAUAAUGUCUUAAGACACAAUCUUGACUUCAUGCACAUUGAGAAGAAUGUUUGUGAAAAUAUUUGGGGGACAUUGCUGGAUAUUGAGGAUAAAGCAAAGGACCAUUAUAAUUCCCGCCGUGAUUUGAGAGAAAUGGGAAUAAGAAAAGAGCUGCAUCCCAUUGAGACAGAACCUGGAAAGGUGUACUUACCUCCAUCUUCCUUUGCAAUGGAUAAAAAACAGAAAACUAUGUUUUGCAAUGUGCUAAAAAAGUGA